UACAGCAAGAGCUAAAGCACGCCUAGCUCACACUUCAUAUUUGACCGUUUAUAUCCAAGAGCUCAUCUUUAUAGACUUUUAGAUUAUAUCUCUGUAAUCAAGAGACAUGGCUAGCUAUGGAGCAAUUCAGAGGCCAAGCGCCACCCCAAGAUCAGUCACCACAGUUGAUUCCAGUGACCUCAGAGAUUCAACAACAGGAACAAAUUGGAACGACUUCAAGCGUGCAGAAUUCAAACUGGUUUGUCCCUUUAAAAUACCUUCAAGCCCAGAAGCAGCUGCUCAAAGAAUCAUUAGAAACCUGGGCCAUUUUGCGUUAUAUUAUACUCAUUUUGUUUGGAUUAUACUGUUCAUUAGCCUAAUCCCACAGCGAAAGGUGUCUUUAAUAUUGUUGGUGAUCAUGACCUAUGUGGGAUCUCUGUACCUGUUACUGUUAAGUGCAGUGCCAAGUUCUAAUAUUAUUCAUGAGAUUUUGGACAAAAGAUUGGUGCUUCCUGUGAUAGUUGUUGCAACUAUGGUUGAGCUUGUCCUGACAGAUGCUGGUUUACAUCUUCUUUUGACGUUGGCUGGUUCUUUGCCUGUCGUUUUGGUUCAUGCUGUUUUGUGGGUUAUAGAGGAUUUUUCUGUUGAGGAAGAGAGUUAUGGUCGUCGUGGUGGUGAUGGUCCUUCAGGGGAGUUGCUUCCUCUUGUGCAGGAGUCAUCGGUGAUGGUGUGAUUAUUAUUUUUUUUUUGUACGAUCUUUAUUUUAUUUUUCCUUCCCAUGUGGGUUUGUAUGCUUAAUAAUUUUUAUGGAAAUACAAUAAACACUUUGUAAAGAAAUUUGGAAAAUUCCAAGUUUCAAGAGAGAAUUUGAUUCUGAGGAUUUUAGCAAAAAAUAUAAUUUCUCCAUGC
This is a messenger RNA of Hevea brasiliensis (rubber tree), 888 nucleotides long. Its product is annotated as PRA1 family protein F2. The transcript has a single exon. Lineage: Eukaryota; Viridiplantae; Streptophyta; Magnoliopsida; Malpighiales; Euphorbiaceae. The record is from RefSeq and is a predicted model, not a curated record. The coding region runs from base 107 to 712 and encodes 201 amino acids.